GUUCCGAAUGGGCUUGCUGACUUUUCAGAAGCGCUUGUUUCGCAGGUUCUAAACUCGACUCAAUAGCCAUCACAGCGUCACGCUGCGUGAUCAAUUGUUCCGAGCCCCUGUGGUGCUCAAUAGUUGCUCGCGUAUCGAACGAGGCUCGCUGAUUAGUUAGCCUCUUGCGGCUUCCAGCGUGGACAAAAAAGAAAGCUGCUAUGACAAGAGAGCUCCUAUUCAGGCGUAGAGGUAUAACCUCUCAAGUAGUAGAAUGUUACAUCCUUCUUGUGGUAACCACCCUCGCCGUUUCCCCCUUUGUACACGUCCUCGGGCAAAAUCCGCCGCCACUGGAUAACAACACUGGUUACCCGAAUUGCCCGAGUGGUAACCCGCCGGCGAUUCCCGCGGUUGCGCCGCUGCGAUGCCCCGCGUACAUCGGGAUCACGUGCUGCGACAACUGCGGCGACGUGAACAACGCGCUCUCAUUGGCCAGCGCGAAUCUGUACGACGUCGUCCAGGGGCUUGACCCGAGCGUGAUGUCGCAGAUCCCCGUGGCAAUUCUGGGAGACAUCUCGCGCGACACGAUGGUGUGUGACUCUAUCGCGGUGCAACAGCAGUGCAUGCAGCUGCUAGACGACUUGGUGUGCGCAGCCACCUGCGACCCCAACGCCGGCACCUACAUUACCGUCAAUGAUUUCGUUGGCUCCACCGAAGUGGCCGUGUGCCUCAAAGAGGCCGACACUGUUUACGAAGCCUGCAACAGCAUCCUUGCCGUCCCAACUCCCAAGGGCGGCACAGCAGACCUGUCUCCCUACAUCACCGACGCACGCACCUUCAUGACUCAGAUCGUCGGGGGCAUUCUGCGCCUGGUCAUGGGGAACGAUAAGAUUCAAGUCGUGCUGGCCAGCACCAAGUGCAUUGCCGGCAACACCAACGUGAACCCUCCCGCCACGGCAUGCUGUGACACCUUCUCCUCAGUCCCCGACACCUGCACAGUCAGCAACGACCUCAGCAGCCUGCUAAACCGCCCCACUCCCCCCGCCUGUCUUGCUGCCACCACCACCACCCCCAUCACCACCCCCAUCACCACCCCCCCCACCACCACCCCUCCCACCACCACACCUCUCCCCGUCACCCCCACUCCUACCACUCCCUCAACCCCUGCUCCUACUCCUGCUGCCCCUGGAACGGCUGUUCCUCCUGCUUCUCCUGCUCCUGCUGCUGCCCCUAGCACUCCAGCUCCUGUUUCUCCCAGAAUCUCACCCACUCCCUCUGCACCCCAGGUGUCGCCACUACCUGCCACUCCCUCCCCGCCUCCAUCUGCUCCCAAGGCUGCUUCUCCUGCUGCUGCAGCUUAUUCCACUGCUAUAAGCUGCCUCGCUUCUGGUGUGAUGGCACUGCUCGCGCCUGCACUCUUUCUGUGAUCUAAAAACCUACGAAGCAGCUCUUAGCACCUAAAGCGCUUGAGGCUUGACCCUAGGCACUGAGUCUUGCAGUGAUAUACCUGCCUGCAGUGUACACUACCGUAAUCUCCUGGUUAGAAGACCCCCAUGUAUGCAGUGAGAUUGCCCCUUUCAGUCAUGCUGUCAAUAGUGCAUGCCCUAUUUCGUCUUUCACAGC
This is a messenger RNA of Closterium sp. NIES-67, 1602 nucleotides long. The record is from the annotation of a GenBank genome assembly. NCBI's taxonomy places the organism in Eukaryota, Viridiplantae, Streptophyta, Zygnematophyceae, Desmidiales, Closteriaceae.